Ceratotherium simum simum (southern white rhinoceros) is the source of this 1113-nucleotide messenger RNA. Lineage: Eukaryota; Metazoa; Chordata; Mammalia; Perissodactyla; Rhinocerotidae. The record is from RefSeq and is a predicted model, not a curated record.
AUGAGCACCCGGAGGAAGGCCCCCACCUCAGACCCCAGAAACAGCAAUGACAAGGGUGUUAGUGGCAAACCAUCCCCUUCCUCUGCUCAAGGCUUGUGGGCACUAUCAAAGGUCCAGGAACUUCACAGCGUGGCGGGACAGACACUCUCUGUGAGGUGCCAGUAUCCGCCCAAGGGCUGGCCCUACCAGAGCAAAGGCUGGUGUAAGGAGGUGUCGAAAUUCAAGUGCGUCAGGCUAGUCACCAGCUCCAGCCCCCGCACACUGGCUUGGAACUCUCGAUUCUCAAUCUGGGACAACCCUGCUGCUGGCUUCUUCAUUGUCACCAUGACUGGUCUGAAGGAGGAAGACUCAGGACACUACUGGUGUAGAAUCUACCACGCUUCCGGAAACUCUGUCUCUAAGUCCAUAAGGUUCUAUCUGGCGGUGUCUCCAGCCUCUCCCUCCAGGCAGGCCACCUGGGCUCCCCGUGACCUGGUCUCAUCACAGACUCAGAGCUGUGUGUCCCCCACUGGAAGAGCCGGAGAGACCUCCAGGGCUUCCUCCGCCAUCACCGCCCCUUCACACUGGGCCUCUCUCCUUUCUGUCCCUCUGUCCUCCAGGCAACGAAACUCCACUUCCUGCUCCAGCCCUGCAGCCCCCAGUGCCCUGGUGCCCCUGCUGUGUGGACUCCUUGUGGCCAAGAACCUGGUGCUGUCAGCUCUGCUUGUCUGGUCGCCCAGGUCUUGUGCCUCGGUGCCGGCCCAAGGCGGCCCAAGCUUCCGGCGAUUCCCGGCUGGGGUCACAGGACAGCGCGCAGGGAAACACGAGCCUGGAGCACUGCGCUCCUCCGGCGGCCCGCGGAAGGCGAAGAGCAAGAGGGGCCGGAGGCGGUUGGUCAAAGCUAAGGUCACAGCGAGAGCAGAAAGUACGUUUUCCUACGUGGCAGAAAGUCGUUCUCGCACCACAGCGACCCUCCCCCAACCCGGCCGCGGGGGCCCCUGGCGCAUUCCCCCGGCGGGGGCUCGCAGCGCCCCUCUCGUCGGGCCGCCCCCUGUCCUGACCCCUUCCCAGCGAGGGCUCGGCCGAGUCCGGCCUCCGCGCUCUCGGGGUCGGCUGUCGGCGCUGGCUAGUUAA